GUAUCAGUGCCUCCAUCCCGAGGUUUUAAACCCGGUAGCGUGUGAGCGGCAGCUUCUUUGUGUCUGUUGGUGCUGCAAUCGGAGGAUGUCAUUCUUCGUAAGCCUCAUCGGGAUCUGUGCAAUUACUGCUCUUCUGCUAGCAGCAUUUGCUCCAUAUAUCAGGAGGUGUGCUGCUGGUGGUGUGUGUACAUCUAAUGCAAGGCUACAUGGGAAAACUGUGGUGAUUACAGGGGCAAACACUGGCAUUGGAAAGGAAACUGCCAGAGAUCUGGCACAGCGAGGUGCUCGAGUAAUAUUAGCCUGCAGAGAUUUGACCAAAGCAGAAGCUGCAGCCCAAGAUAUUCGUGAAGACACUGGAAAUAAACAAGUCAUUGUUCGAGAACUGGAUUUAGCCAACACCAGAUCCAUAUACCAGUUUGCUGAAAAUAUCGUUAAAGAGGAAAAGGUGCUCAACAUUUUAAUCAACAACGCUGGAGUGAUGAUGUGCCCCUUCAUGAAGACGUCUGAUGGGUUUGAGAUGCAGUUUGGUGUAAAUCACCUUGGACAUUUCUUAUUGACCUUCCUGCUUCUCGAUCUCCUUAAAAACUCAUCACCUGCUCGUAUUAUUAACGUUUCAUCCUUGGCUCAUUUCCUUGGCCGAAUCAAUUUUAAGGAUUUGCAGAGUGAAAACAGUUAUGAUGGGGGUCUGGCCUACUGCCAGAGUAAACUAGCCAACAUACUGUUCACCCGGGAACUGGCCAAGCAUCUGAAAGACACCAAAGUCACAGUGAACUCUGUGCAUCCAGGCUGUGUCAGAUCAGAACUAACCAGACACUCCAGCUGUUUGGCUGUGGUAUGGAAGAUUCUCACUUUUCUCAUCAAAACACCUAAAGAAGGUGCUCAGACCAGCAUAUACUGUGCAGUCACUGAAGAACUGGAUGAGGUUUCUGGCAAACAUUUCAGUGAUUGCCAACCGGCAUCUGUGGCUCCACAGGGUAAAAAUGACGAAACCGCCAAAAAAUUAUGGGAUGUCAGUUGCAAGCUUCUUGGAAUUCAGUGGGACUGAAUUCUCAAAAGAUGAAAACGGAAGGAAGCCAAGAACGAGGUUGAUUCUUUCUGACUCUGAGUGAACUUUAAUCAAGUUGACAUGUAUCAUUUAGUGUAACCUUCAGCAGCCAUAUCUUUGAUAGUUUGCCAAAACAGUUAAAUGGAAUCAUGACACUUAUCCACUUAGGUGACAAUCAAUUUGGAGACCGUCACACUGAAAUUUCAGACAGAUUCAAAGCACCAAAUUUGCUAGUUUGCUCUGUUUCUUGGUUUCACAUGCAGAAUGUGAGACUUCAAUAAGUUUUAUCAUUCAUCGAGUGAAUUUAUAGAUUGCCAGCUAAUGUACUGUUUACUUAGGGACACUGGAGAUAGAAAGCUUGGAGAUUGGAGCAAUUCACAACAUGCUUGGAACUCCAUGGUGCUCCAUGUCAUUUGACAAGGAUGACUUUUUUUUUUAAAAAAGUCAAAUAAAAAUGCUAAAUGUUUGGGCAACAUUAGUUUUAAUACUUAAAUUUAAAAUCACUACAAUGACAUGAUAAAAAUUAAACUCUUCAGAGGGGAGGGGAAAAUGUAUUUGAUGCACUUC
This is a messenger RNA of Mobula hypostoma (lesser devil ray), 1612 nucleotides long. RefSeq names its product retinol dehydrogenase 12 (gene rdh12). Lineage: Eukaryota; Metazoa; Chordata; Chondrichthyes; Myliobatiformes; Myliobatidae. The record is from RefSeq and is a predicted model, not a curated record. The transcript is spliced from 7 exons. Bases 86 to 1045 code for a protein of 319 amino acids.